UCUGGUGAAAUCUUCUUACAGAGCCGUCUUUCUACUACAUCGAACCAUGGAUCUCGUUGAGGCUGUGUUUCUGGUGAAAUCUUCUUACAGAGCCGUCUUUCUACCACAUCGGACCAUGGAUCUCAUUGACGCUGUGGGUCGUGGUGAUACUGACAAGGUGAAGCAACUGCUGAGUGAUGGGAGAUAUGAUGUAAACUCCCAGGAUCCUGAGUUUGGUAGGGCUCCUCUACACAUAGCAGUGCUGACAAGCAAUGCAGAUAUGGUGAAACUACUCCUGGACAGCGGGGCUAAAGUUAAUCCCGAGAACGCGUGGGGCAGCACACCUUUACAUGAGGCAGCAUUGCACGGCCAUGAAGACGUCGUGAAGCUUCUCCUGGAGCAUGGAGCUGAUCCUAAUAUCACGGAUAAGUAUGGCUGGGCUCCAUUACAUGGGGCAGCGUAUGGAGGCCAUGAAGACACCGUGAAGCUUCUCCUGGAGCAUGGAGCUGAUCCUAAUAUCACGAAUAAGGUAAGUGACAUAUUAUGUUAUAUAAACAAAGUACCCUGGAGAUAGUUGUUUGGUUUGUUACAUUUAGAGUUUGUAUACUCCGACUAUUUUAUUGCAAAGAAUUGAUACAUUUUGCUCUUAUAAUUGUUUGGUAAGAAUAAGUUUAUACAAAAUAAAUAAUGAAAACAUGAGACAGGACAUCACAUGCAAAUAUUGAAGUGCCUCUUUAUAUACGCAUUGUAUGAUUUCUCCUUCUUUAGAUUGUUUGCUCUCGUUGGCAAAGGAAGCGUUUCAGUAUUGAAUAUUAACUUGUAUUAUUUCAACUUAGGGUUACCUUUAUCAGCACACAUAAAAUAUAUGAAUGAAAUGUGAAGAAAGACAAAUUGGGAUAUUAUCAUUAUAGUAGUUAUUUAUUGUUACCAGUGUGGCAUAACUGCU
This is a messenger RNA of Lingula anatina, 925 nucleotides long. RefSeq names its product tankyrase-1. NCBI's taxonomy places the organism in Eukaryota, Metazoa, Brachiopoda, Lingulata, Lingulida, Lingulidae. The record is from RefSeq and is a predicted model, not a curated record.